Acanthochromis polyacanthus (spiny chromis) is the source of this 2568-nucleotide messenger RNA. Its product is annotated as epithelial membrane protein 2-like. Lineage: Eukaryota; Metazoa; Chordata; Actinopteri; Pomacentridae. Gene Ontology annotation, cellular component: plasma membrane. The coding region runs from base 122 to 604 and encodes 160 amino acids. The transcript is spliced from 5 exons. The record is from RefSeq and is a predicted model, not a curated record.
AGUGGGCGGAUGGUAGUUUCUAGUGUUUGUGCAUUUAGGCUGACGAGUCUGAAAUUAGUAUCCUUGAGAGCAGCAGGAAUUAGACUUGAAGAGACAAACAGCGACCUAACACACUGCCAACAUGCUGAUCCUCCUCGGUGCCAUCUUUGCCCUUCACAUCAUCGGCAUCGUCCUGCUCCUGGUGGCGACUAUCGACAAUGCCUGGUGGGUAACGGACGAUAUUUACACUGACGUCUGGGGCCGAUGGAUGAUGACAAAUAAUGUGUGGAACCUCACAGACCUUCCCUCAACCUACCCAGAGAAUUACCUCCAGGCAGUGCAGGCCAGCUCCGUCCUCGCCUGCAUAUUCUCCAUCCUGGGAAUCUUUGUGUUCCUGGCUCAGCUCUUCACCCUACCCAAGGGACAGAGGUUCACCAUCUCUGGUAUAUUUCAGCUACUUGCCUGCCUGUGCAUCAUGAUCGCAGCCUCCAUCUACACAGACCGCUUCCACCUCGAUGAGCGUAACGGUUGGUACGGCCACUGCUACAUCCUGGCGUGGAUCGCCUUCGCCCUCACGUUCUUCUCCUGCAUCACUUACUUCGUGCUACGUAAGAAGACCGCAUGAGAAGGACACUAGAGUUAGCUCCGGCCAGCCCCAAAAAUCCUCUGCUGGAUCUACUCUUUCGGCUGAGAUCUGUGUCAGAUUUGAGCUGCUAGCGUAGAUAAACGCUGAUCCUCUCAAAUACAUACCAGCGUUUAAUUGACUCUGCUUUCAGAUAAUCAGGGUUUGAGAAUUUGUGAUUAUUUCUGCUGCAAACAGCAGACUCAGUCAAUCACGUUUUGUAUUUGGGUUCAUUUUUAACUGGGCUGGAUUUUUCGAGGGCCUCUUAAGGAUUAAGAAUAUUUUUGUUUACUGAAAGGAAAAGGCCGUCGUGUUUAUAAGAUGCUAUGAUAAAUUAAGAUCUGUCGAUAUUCCUGGCUUUGAAGAGAAGCAGGUUGAAGAGUAAAAUCUGUGGUCUUUUUAUUUCUGUUUUUUUUUUUUUUUUUGCAAUGUACAUUUACACGAUAGAGUGUUAGAUUAAAAGGGGCGAGUUUUGGAUUUUUGUUGAUUAUUUUUUGCAAUAUUUUUUUCUUAGUUCAUACGUUUCAUUUCGUCUAUCUGCUCUGGUCUUACUUCGUAUAACGUGCCACUAAAUAAACAAGAGUGUAAUUACAACCUGAUGGCUUCACAUGUUAAAGCUGGGCCUGUUUAGUCUUUACAUUCUUUCAUAUUUCUGUGUAAUCUCAUAAAACUGUACUAUGCUAAAAACUGACCCAACGAUGACACAAUACAGUUUGUUUUGUAAUAUUUUUUGUGAGGAAGACACCAGACCAAGCCAAAGAAUUUACACAGAUGUAGGUUUAAUUUAGAAAAAAAAGUCAGGAGAAUGUCCUGCUUAAUGUAUUCCCGUGAAUUUUUCUGUAUCAGUUUGGUGGGAAAGUCUUUUUUUAUGUCAAGGAAAACUCAAAAUCAGGCACCAGGUGACAACUCAAAGUUCAACCCUCCUCUUGUCCUGCGGUUUUGAAGUUUUAACGUUUGAAAAUGUGGGAAAAAACAUAUUUUCACAGUGAAAACUUCUACAUUUUCAACAUUUUUGGGGGAAUUUUUGAACAUUUUUUAGUGCAAAAAAAAAGAAAUGCUAAAAAUUAUGAUUCUUUAUGAACAUUCAGAAAAAAAAUCAACCAAAAUCCAGCGAAAUUCGCUGGAUUUUGGUCGAUUUUUUUCUGAAUGUUCUUAAAGAAAAUAUUUGAACUUUUACUGAUACAUAUGGAAUCACUUUAAAUAUUUUUAGGAUUUUUAUUGGAAGAUCUUUUAUUUAUUUUUUGAAAAUAGUUAUUUUUUAAAAAUAUAUUUUUAAUUUUUAUUUCUUGCUAAAUUUUGGGAUUUUUUUUAUAAAUAAAACUUUUAUGGGAAACUUUUUAAAAAAUUUUCUUCCUCAAGAUUUUACAAAUUUUAUAAAUCUGGGGAAUAUUUUGCUGAGUUUUUUUUGGAUUUCUUUUUAGACAAAGGAACAAUUUUUAUUUUGGUAAAUGAAGACAACUGGAGGGUUAACAGAAUAUAUGUGGCUCUAAUUUUCACUGUAGAUUGAGUGGUUGAAUGAGCUUCUAAUUCAUAUUCAAGGUCAAGGCAUUGCUGUGUCUAUUAGUAUUCAUUAAUGACUGUCAGCUUACCUCCAAAUUAUUACACUGCAUUAUAGUAACACAGAUUUUUAAUUAUUCCAAAUGCAGCAAACAUUUGAAGCAUACUGAACUCACCAUAACUCAGCUAAUAAAUUUCACUUGUGAUUGUAAAUCCUGCCAUAUUCCUGCACUGUGUCAUGCCUUCAUAAGCUUUCAUUUGAUUAAAUCAGCUUCCUCAAAUACCUUAACUCACACAGAGAGGUAGAAAGGCAGCCGCCUCGACUCUUGAAGUGUGAGAUGUAAUGUGUAAAUAGGAUUUGUUCCCCACAGUUCUAUAUGUCUGAUACUGUUUUAUUUUUGUUACUAUUACGUGUCACUUGAAUGACGAUGAAAAUGAUUUUUACGAUAUUAAAACUUGAUUUUCAACCA